Molecule: messenger RNA, 4741 nt
Organism: Camelina sativa (false flax)
Lineage: Eukaryota; Viridiplantae; Streptophyta; Magnoliopsida; Brassicales; Brassicaceae
Source: RefSeq, a predicted model, not a curated record
CUGAAACCAUGAAAGAAGAAGUUAAAGCUUUGUCCUUUUCUCUUUUCCAUUUCUUUACUGAACAAUGUCUUUCUCCCAUUGCAACCACUGGGCUUGGUUCAUCUUGUCCUCUUGCGUCUUAAGUAAGAGAACCCAACAAACAAAAAUAAAUCUUUCCGCAUCGGGCUAUGUCACAGCUUCUUCUUGGGGUGGUUUCAAGAACUCAACUUUACAUCAUGAGAUUGUUGUUCUGUUGAUAGAGUUUUACAGUUCUGGGUUCGGAGAGAUCUGAGUUCACCCCAACCCCACUAGCUGAAUCUGAGAUUAGUGUUCUUUCUAGAAGUCGACCAUGUCUAUAACUUGUGAACUCUCGAAUCUUACUUCAAAGAAGGCAAAGGAAUCGAGCAGUGGCCAGAAUUGGCUUAAAAAGCCUCUCUUGUUCUUGAUUCUGUGUGGCUCUAUGGUAGUUAUCGUUCUGGUUAUGUUCUCACGGUUAGGUAGGACUCAGAAGGAGCAGAGAUGUUCUUGUAAUGGAGAAGCUAAGGUGCUGUAUAGACAUCAAAACGUUACCAAGAGUGAGAUUCAUUAUUUGGUCUCUUUGUUCUCUGAUUCAGAUCAGGUAUUAUCCUUUGAAUGUCGUAAGGAAUCAACCCCUGGAAUUUGGGCAAAUUAUGGUAUUACAUGUUCCCUAAAUAUGCUUUCCGAGAAACAAGAGACUGGAGGGGUUCCCUGGAAUCUUCAUCCUUCAGGCGUAGCACAUUCUGUCUCAUCAACAUCUCAUUUCUGUAAUAAUCUUGAGCAGAGUUUACAUCAACCCGAAAACCCCGAAAACAUUGAAGAAAAAGACUAUGAAGAUGGGGCGGAUCAGGGUUUAUCAUCAUCUUAUAUAAGAAAUGCAUGGUGGUGUCUAAUCCUUGGUGUGUUACUGUGCCAUAAGAUUUUUAUAUUUCAUUCUAAAGCACCAACUGAGAGUAAAGAAAGAGUGCAUCUGCAAGAGCCUUUAGGUCAAAAGAAGCAGCAACAACGUGCUCAGACUUCUUCUAGAGGGGCUGGAAGAUGGAGGAAGAACAUCCUUCUCCUCGGUAUCUUAGGAGGAGUUUCCUUCUCCGUAUGGUGGUUUUGGGACACCAAUGAGGAGAUCAUAAUGAAAAGAAGGGAGACUUUAGCAAACAUGUGUGAUGAAAGAGCCCGCGUGUUACAAGAUCAGUUCAAUGUUAGCCUCAACCAUGUUCAUGCCUUGUCUAUUCUUGUAUCUACAUUUCACCAUGGGAAAUCCCCUUCUGCCAUUGAUCAGAAAACAUUUGAAGAAUAUACUGAGAGAACAAACUUUGAGAGGCCUCUUACAAGUGGUGUAGCGUAUGCUUUAAAAGUCCCACACUCGGAAAGAGAGAACUUUGAAAAGGAGCAUGGAUGGUCAAUAAAGAAAAUGGAAACUGAGGACCAGACAGUUGUCCAAGAUUGUGUCCCUGAAAAUUUUGACCCAGCACCUACUCAAGACGAAUAUGCGCCAGUUAUAUUUGCUCAAGAAACUGUUUCCCAUAUUGUAUCGGUCGACAUGAUGUCUGGAGAAGAAGACCGUGAAAACAUCUUGCGGGCAAGGGCAUCAGGAAAAGGAGUAUUAACAUCUCCAUUUAAGCUUCUUAAGUCAAAUCAUCUUGGCGUCGUGUUGACCUUUGCUGUGUAUGACACGAGCCUAGUGCCCGAUGCUACAGAAGAACAACGUAUUGAAGCAACUAUUGGGUACCUUGGUGCAUCAUACGAUAUGCCAUCGUUGGUGGAGAAACUUCUACACCAACUUGCCAGCAAACAGACGAUUGCUGUGGAUGUUUAUGACACAACUAACGCCUCAGGUCUAAUUAAGAUGUAUGGCUCAGAAAUUGGAGAUACAAGUGAACAGCACAUAAGUAGCCUUGAUUUUGGUGAUCCAUCAAGGAAUCAUGAGAUGCACUGCAGGUUUAAGCAUAAACUUCCCAUUCCUUGGACAGCGAUAACACCGUCGAUCUUAGUUCUGGUUAUUACUUUUCUUGUUGGUUAUAUAUUCAAUGAAGCCCUCAAUCGAAUUGCGACAGUUGAAGAGGACUGUCAGAAGAUGAGGGAACUCAAAGCCCGUGCUGAGGCUGCUGACGUUGCAAAAUCACAGUUCCUAGCAACUGUUUCUCAUGAGAUACGGACUCCAAUGAAUGGAGUUUUAGGAAUGCUGAAAAUGCUGAUGGACACGGAUCUUGAUGCAAAGCAGAUGGACUAUGCGCAAACUGCUCACGGAAGUGGGAAGGAUCUUACAUCACUCAUAAAUGAGGUUCUUGAUCAGGCAAAGAUUGAAUCAGGAAGGCUCGAGCUUGAGAAUGUGCCUUUUGAUAUGCGUUUUAUUCUGGAUAAUGUUUCAUCUCUCCUCUCUGGCAAGGCAAAUGAAAAAGGAAUUGAGUUGGCCGUUUAUGUUUCUAGUCAAGUUCCUGAUGUUGUAGUUGGUGAUCCAAGUCGGUUUCGGCAGAUAAUUACAAACCUGGUUGGAAACUCAAUCAAGUUCACACAGGAAAGAGGACACAUAUUUAUCUCGGUGCAUCUUGCAGAUGAGGUGAGGGAGCCUCUUAGUAUCGAAGAUGCAGUGCUCAAACAGAGACUAGCGCUAGGAUGCAGUGAGUCCGGUGAGACAGUUAGCGGGUUUCCUGCUGUAAAUGCAUGUGGAAGCUGGAAGAAUUUCAAGACAUUUUACAGCACUGAGAAUCAUAAUUCUGAUAAAAUCAAGUUACUAGUUACAGUGGAGGACACCGGAGUGGGCAUACCUGUGGAUGCACAAGGCCGAAUAUUCACGCCUUUUAUGCAAGCCGACAGUUCCACAUCGCGGACUUAUGGUGGGACUGGCAUAGGUUUAAGCAUAAGCAAGCGUCUGGUUGAACUCAUGCAAGGAGAGAUGGGGUUUGUGAGUGAGCCCGGGAUAGGCAGUACUUUUUCAUUUACUGGAGUUUUCAGUAAAGCAGAAACAAAUUCGUCUGUUACUAAGUUGGAACGAUUCGAUCUAGCUAUUCAAGAGUUUACAGGAUUGAGAGCAUUAGUUAUUGAUAACAGAAACAUUCGAGCUGAGGUGACCAGUUACCAUCUUCGGAGACUGGGAAUAUCUGCAGACAUUGUUUCGAGUCUUAGAUUGGCAUGCACCUGUGUCAGCAAAUUAGACAAUUUGGCUAUGGUUCUAAUUGACAAAGACGCCUGGAACAAGAAAGACUUUGCAGCACUUGACAAGUUGUUUACCUUUAGCAAAGUAACCUUAACAAGAAUCCCCAAGAUUUUACUUUUGGCGACCUCUGCAACUCUUACUGAGCGAAGUGAGAUGAAGUCUUCUGGUCUCAUCGAUGAGGUAGUAAUAAAGCCCCUAUUUGAAGCAACGAGGAGAGUCCGUGAUCUGGAGUAUGAAAUCAACAAGAAAAUAGCUUCUGGAGAAGUUUCUGCUGAAUUGUUCUGUAAAUUUAGUAGUUGGCACGUCCCGAUAUUAGCAAUGACAGCUGAUGUUAUACAGGCUACUCACGAAGAAUGCAUGAAAUGUGGCAUGGAUGGUUAUGUAUCAAAACCGUUUGAAGAGGAAGUGCUCUACACAGCGGUUGCAAGAUUCUUUGAACCGUGUUAAAAGGGAAGACUGAAAAGUCAUUCCCUUGUAGGAGUAUAUAUAUAUAUAUAUAUCGACCCGAGAGCUUUUUGACGUCGGGUAGUAUAUCUUGAACAUCCAUGACACUGCAAUUCAACUUGAGGUCAAGGCAAGAACCAGUCCAUUAUUGAUUGUCCUUCACAGGUCACUUUCGCUAUUAGACCUCGUCUGGUUGAGUAUGCGAAGAAACUGCGAAAGCCGCAGUCACUCUCUUUGUAUAGACAGUUUGUCAUCUUUGAUCUCCACCUGUGUGUAUAGCAGAUUUCUAGUGUAUAGCUCCAUUAUAUUCAUUCUUAGAAUAAAACUCAAACUCCCUUUAACUGUAAAACAGCAUGUAUGUUGUGUACAAAUAGUUAUGGCCUUUGAUUACAUGAUAGGAAGUGUAUAAGUGACUGUGUUUCGAAAAGCUUCCAGAAGCAGAACAAAAUCUUCCUCAAAACGAGUUAAAUGCAGAUCUGGCACAUGAUUGCAUCUGAAGCAAACCAAGAUUCCCUACUCAUAGAUCUUGAAAGUACUGAUUCUUUCUAACUAGUAUAAAGGGGUCAAAUUGCACUCAUUGUUAUAGCUCUCAAACUUAUCAACUAGAUCAGAUCUGAAUCUCUCUGUACCACUCAUUGCCUUCUUGGGAAAGAUGUCAACUUUCUUGAUAAGGAUACUUCUUCCUUUGCUAGUCAUAUGACAUUUCCGCAAUUUUCAGAGGCAGAGUCGGAACAAUAGUGCGUAGCGGAUGAACAAACGCCAGACGAUGAGUUGCAGGCAGCCCUAUCGUGGGCAUGCGGUAGCGGUGGAGCUGACUGCAGCAAAAUGCAGCAGGAGAACCAGCCAUGCUUUUUGCCCAACACAAUCAGGGAUCAUGCUUCCUUUGCCUUCAAUAGUUAUUACCAAAAUUAUAAGCAUAAAGGUGGUUCUUGUUACUUCAAAGGUGCUGCCAUGAUCACUGAGCUUGACCCCAGUCAUGGUUCUUGCCACUAUGAGUAUAACCCCUGAUUCAAAUGAUACAACAAGAUAAAAAGCUAUAAUUUUGCAUUUAUACAUUAUCCCUAUGUAAUGUGCUUCCCCUGGAAACUGUUCUCUCAUUACUCUUUAUCUUUGAUAAAAUUUCUUCAAUACAACAUGCUUUCUAUUGUG